CGAGGUGUUGCGAAACUUCGUGUAAACAGCAGAACCUGAAGAGCAAAGUAGGAAGCUGGAGAAGGUAACGAUUUCGCAUGUCCGAGCGGAUGUCUGCGUGUUUCUCCUGCGCUGGAACGUGCUCAUUUCCGUCCGGCACGAGCGCAAAUGGAAUUCCCUUGUUUGCACUCGGGAAGUUUACCGCAUCACGCAAACACGCGCACACACACGCAAACACGCGCACACACACGCACACACACACAGACACACACACAGACACACAACGCGGAACAAGAUUAAUCCAGGAGAUGAAGAGGAGAACAGUUUCGAUAAGACGGAACACCUAAGGAUGGAGGAUGUGUUCUGCUACAUAUUUAUGUCUUAACUUCAAGAGUGAGAGAAAAUGAGAAGCUGGUGAAGAAAUUGCUGUUUAUAGCUGCUAUAAUAGUCUCAGCAUGACGAGCAGACCCAGUUUUAUUCUGCCACUUCUUCAAAUAUGGAUCUCUCUUCUUGUGGUAGAAUCUACUUCAGAAUGCUUCAUUAAAGAUGAUAAAGCCUACUGUGUUCUGAGAAACCUGGACAAGGUGCCGGUUUUGCCUCCUAACAUAACUUAUUUGGAUCUGAGUUUAAAUGCCAUUAGUGAAAUCCAUGAGAAAUCCUUUUAUGGUUUGGAAAAGCUACAGAUUCUUAUAAUCCAGCAACAGGAAGUGAGGCUUGUCUUGAGGAAUAAUGCCUUUAGUGGACUGUCCAAUCUGAUAAAACUGGAUCUGGCUUACAACACCAACCUACGAGUGGAUCCAGGAGCAUUCCAUGGAUUAUUCAACCUUCAGAUACUCGAUCUUUCAGAGUGCAAGUUAUAUGACUCUAUUCUUUCAGGAGACUACCUGAGACCUCUGGUGUCUCUGGAGCAGCUUUCACUACCUGGAAAUAAUAUACGGAAAAUCCGUCCAGCUUCUUUCUUCGUCAACAUGAGCAGAUUGCACAUUGUAGAUAUCUCCCAUAACCGGAUUAACAGUUUCUGUGAAGAAGAUUUAUUCCACUUUCAAGGGAAACACUUCACACUGCUGAAAUUGCGUGAUAUCAAAAUGUCUGAUAUGAAUCCAUAUUGGGGUUCGUGGAAUAAAUGCGGAAAUCCGUUCAAGAACAUGUCUAUGACGGUGCUAGAUUUGUCUCUAAACAGCUUCAGCGUCGACAUGGCAGUGCUGUUCUUCAGAGCGAUCCGAGGAACCAAAAUUCACAAUCUCAUCCUUAAUUUCAGUAAGAACAAUACAAAAGACCCAGACCGAGACACAUUUAUGGACCUGGCUGAGAGUGGCAUUAUGGCUCUGGAUCUGUCCAAAGCUAGCAUUUUCACUCUUAAAGAUUCGGUAUUCAGUUAUAUGCCAGAUCUGGUGGAAAUUUCAUUAGCUAGCAAUUUUAUCAACCAAAUUAAAGAAAAUGCUUUUCAUGGCCUGGACAAUUUAAGAACGCUCAAUCUGUCUCAUAACCUUUUAGAUAAAAUUUAUUCUGAAACAUUUAAGAGUUUAAGUCUUGAGACACUGGAUUUAUCUAAUAAUAGCAUAAGAAAUCUUUCGCCUAAGUCGUUUCAAGGACUUCCCAAACUAGCUAACCUGUUUCUCUCUGAAAACUCCAUACAGUCCCUGUAUACACUGGCAAACCUUCCAUCUCUUAAUGUACUUCACUUAGACAAUAACAGAAUUAAACACGUCCGUGAGCUUCCAAGCCAAGCAAGAAACAUAAAAACCAUUAAUUUGCAGUACAACAGAUUAAGUAAUGUUGAGAACCUUUAUAUUAUACUAUCAGAGUUCCCUAGUAUUGAAAAAAUAUACCUUGGAGGCAACAAGCUUUUAUGGUGUGUCUUUAAUGCUGACUAUUCUGUGUCCCCUUUAAACAGUGUACAAGUUCUUGACCUCCAUAUGACUAACUUGCAACAUAUUUGGCUAAAAGGAUCGUGUCUUGACAUGUUCGACCACCUUCACCAGUUGCAGACGCUUCUUCUUAACAAAAAUUACAUUCAGUCACUUCCAGAAAACAUUUUCAAGGGACUCACCUCUUUGAAUUUUUUAGAUUUAUCCUUCAACUCUCUAACCUAUAUACCUUCUGGCAUAUUUCCUGGAAGUCUGAGGAUGCUCAACCUUGCUUUCAAUAAUCUCGGUUCUGUUGAUCCACAAGCCUUCAGCACCCUGACCCUCAUCAACUUGCAUGGGAACCGGUUUCUUUGCGACUGCGAUCUGAGAGACUUACAGACAUGGUUAAAUGAGACAGAUGUGCAAAUGGAUUCCCCUGCAGAGGAACUGAUGUGUGAGUUUCCUGAAAUGCAGCAAGGGAAGCCUCUUCUGCAUGCUAAACUCUGUGAGGACGUAGAGGACGAGAAGAUGAUUGAGAAGCUGAGGCUCACACUUUUCAUCUGCUGCACCAUACUUAUCAUGUUAACCACCACAGGGCCUAUUACUUUUGUCCAGCUGCGUGGCUACUGCUUCAAGCUUUACAGAAAUGUGAUUGUUAGAUUUGUGGAUGGAGGCCCAAAAGUGGCUGCUGACAAUCAAUUCAUGUACGACGUCUACUUAUGCUUCAGUUCUAAAGACAUCAAAUGGGUGACAAAGGCACUGCUGGAAAAGCUAGACACACAGUUCUCUGAUCAAAAUGAACUGCGUUGCUGCUUCGAAGCACGAGACUUCAUACCAGGAGAAGAUCAUCUAUCUAACAUACAUAAUGCAAUCUGGAAGAGUAAGAAAACGUUAUUCAUCUUGUCCAGAGAGUUCUUCAAGGAUGGCUGGUGCUUGGAGGCCUUCAGUCUGGCCCAGACCAAGAUGCUUGAGGAGCUCCAGGAUGUCUCACUGGUGCUUCUUGUAGACAACAUACCACAUUACAAACUGAUGAAAUACGAACUGGUCAGAAUGUACUUCCAAACCAGGAGGUAUCUCUGCUGGCCAGAAGAUUACCAGGACUUGGAGUGGUUUUACAGCCAUCUUAAACAAAGUAUAUUAAAAGACACCAAGGUCAAGAGUAAAGUAAAAAUAGAUGCUGAUGUUGAAACAAACCACAAAGAUAAAAACUGUGAAGCUGUAACUGCUCUUUGAUGAACAGAUAAAUAAGUAUAUAAAAAACAUAGAAGCAUACACUAAGAAUAUAUUACUAACAGACUGCAAAAUGACUGUUUCUCACUUUACAGAGAGACUAAAACUCCUCUGCCCUGAAGACUUGACAGAAAACUUGCUGAUGGUUGCAAAGCACUGACACUUGAGACUCGAAAUAUAUAAAUAUUAAAUAAAUGCAUUGUUGCGAAUAUCAAUUAAAUAAAAAGACACACCGUUUUAAUCUGU
Molecule: messenger RNA, 3302 nt
Organism: Hemibagrus wyckioides
Lineage: Eukaryota; Metazoa; Chordata; Actinopteri; Siluriformes; Bagridae
Product: toll-like receptor 5
Exons: 3
Coding region: 435-3059 (874 amino acids)
Biological process (GO): immune response; inflammatory response; toll-like receptor signaling pathway
Cellular component (GO): plasma membrane
Molecular function (GO): protein binding; transmembrane signaling receptor activity
Source: RefSeq, a predicted model, not a curated record